AUGUCGACCACUACGAAGCCAAUUGUCCUACACCUCGGUGAUCCCAUCAAGUUCAACCCCGACCUCUACAAGGAGCUCGAGGCGAAGUUCACCGUCAUACGCCCGUCAGUAGAGGAGAGGCAAAGAGAGCCAUUUCUACAAGCCCUACGAGACAGGAAAUGGGGCGACUUUCAGGCAGUGAUGCGGCCCUUCUGGGUCGGCGGUGGUGAGAUGGGCCGCUGGGAUGCCGAGAUGAUCCCUCUCCUACCCAAGUCUCUCAAGGUCUACGCCUCGGCCGGUGCUGGCUAUGACUGGGCGGACGUGGACCUGAUGGCAGAGGCUGGCAUUCUCUACUGCAACGGUGCCUCGGCCAGCUCAGAAGCGGUCGCCGACAUGGCCCUAUACCACAUCAUCUCCGUCUUCCGCAACAUGCAAUGGAGCAACAUGGCCGCUCGGUCGGGCGACUCAGACGCUUUCCUCGAUGCGCACCGAAACGCCCCAAUCGGGGCACAUAACCCGUCCGGUCACACACUGGGUGUUGUUGGUCUAGGGAACAUCGGUUAUAGGAUCGCUGUGAAGGCUUACCGGGCCUUCGGGAUGAAAAUUGUCUAUAACGAUCUCUUCCCCAAGAGCGCCGAGCAGGAGGCGGCACUGGGCGGCGCAAAGCGAUAUGCAGAGCUCGACGAGAUGCUCAGCGUUGCAGACUGCGUGGUCAUUGCGACUCCCGGCGCAGGCGGCAAAAAGCUGAUCGACGCGGAGCGAAUUGCCAAGAUGAAGAAGGGGAUCAGACUGGUGAAUAUCGCCCGAGGCAGUCUCAUCGACGAGAACGCGCUGGUGGAUGCGCUCGAGAGCGGCCACAUCUACUCCGUCGGACUCGACGUCCACGAAGACGAGCCGAACGUGCACCCGCGGCUGCUCAAGUGCAGGAAUGCGACGCUUACAUCUCACACAGCCGGCGGUGCAUACGAGACAAAUGUAGGAUUCGAGGAGCUAUCAAUGAGGAACGUCCUGGCUGUCCUGACGGGGCAGGCGCCUUUGACACCUGUAAAUAAGCAUAUGAUGAAGAGCCAAUAA
Molecule: messenger RNA, 1053 nt
Organism: Phaeoacremonium minimum UCRPA7
Lineage: Eukaryota; Fungi; Ascomycota; Sordariomycetes; Togniniales; Togniniaceae
Product: putative d-mandelate protein
Exons: 1
Coding region: 1-1053 (350 amino acids)
Cellular component (GO): cytosol
Molecular function (GO): glyoxylate reductase (NADPH) activity; hydroxypyruvate reductase [NAD(P)H] activity; NAD binding
Source: RefSeq, a predicted model, not a curated record